UAUUAGUUGUGAAGUCGUGUGUUAUGCACAGCAACGUGCUCCCCAAAUAAUACACAUCGUUUCCUCUCUUUUUUGAACGUUUUUUUGUUGCUGUGUCUUCGGUGGUCUGUCCUUCAAAGGAUUUUUCUUUUUCUAUUUAAAAAUAUAUAAAAAAAUAAAAAAAAAAUUAAUUAUUAAAAAAAUACCUAAUCUAAAUAUUUUCAAAAAUAUACAAAAUUCGGUGUAUUAAGUUUAAAGUGUGCUAACGAGUGUUCAAGUUGGUGUUGACAGUGAUGAUUAAGGAGUUAUAUCUUUGAAAUUAAUGAUCUUAAAUAAAUAAAAGUGUUCUCGAGUGAAGUGUGCAAGAAGUGUUAAAAGCUCUACAACAAAUAAUAUCGUUCAUCAAAAUCCAACAAAAAAUCCCUAUACCUUUGAGAGUAUAGAAGAAGGGUUCUUUAAGUACAACUAAACAAAUAACAAAAUCAUCAUUUCAAUUGGCAGCAUCAUCUACCUAUAAAUAUGGGCAAGAAAAAUUCCAAAUUGAAGCAGGAUACCAUCGAUCGGCUUACCACAGAUACUUAUUUCACAGAAAAAGAAAUCAGACAAUGGCACAAAGGUUUUCUAAAAGACUGUCCGAACGGUUUACUCACAGAACAAGGUUUUAUCAAAAUUUACAAACAGUUCUUCCCACAAGGAGAUCCCAGCAAAUUUGCCUCACUUGUGUUUAGGGUUUUUGACGAGAACAACGAUGGUUCAAUAGAAUUUGAGGAAUUCAUUCGGGCGUUAUCGAUUACAUCGAGAGGAAAUCUAGACGAGAAGCUACAUUGGGCGUUUAGACUUUAUGAUGUUGACAAUGAUGGCUUCAUUACCAGAGAUGAAAUGUACAACAUUGUGGAUGCCAUUUAUCAAAUGGUGGGUCAACAACCACAAACCGAGGACGAAAAUACCCCACAAAAACGAGUGGAUAAAAUAUUUGAUCAAAUGGAUAAAAAUCAUGAUGAUCGUUUAACACUGGAAGAAUUUCGUGAGGGUAGUAAAGCUGAUCCACGUAUAGUUCAGGCGUUAAGUUUAGGUGGUGAUUAGCCGACAGAAACGUAGUCUAAAAAUUAGGUUAUCUUAUAAUAACUUAUUUAUUUAACAAAAAAAUAACUCCCUUGACAGAAGAAAAAUGAAUAUAUAAAUAUUUACAAAACAACCAACUCAUAACAUCAAAAAAAUAUAUAAAUUAAACUUCCCUGAACAAAAUGAGAAACAAAACAGUAUAAAAAUUAGCUUCCUUAAAAACAUAUAUUUGAAUAAAAAUAAAAAAUAUUAUGAAAAUUCAACCAGAACUUCUGCAAAAUUCAACCGACACUUCAAAAAUUUGAAAAGAUGCAUAUAGGUUCGACCCUGAAGAAAAAAAUCUCAAAAAUCAAUAAGUCUGUAGAUAAAUUCGAAUACAAACAACAACAACAAAAAAUAAAUUUAAAAAGAAAACGCUCAGCAAUAUUUGGAAAUUAAAAAAGUUAGAUUUUGACAAAAUAAAACAAAAUUAAAUUUAAAUUAACAAGAGUGUAUAAAAAUAUAGAUUGUAAAUUUAAUAAUCUUCAACGAAAAUUAUUUAAAAGAUAAUUAAAAAUAAUACAAAAAAAUGGUUCAAAAGCCGGGUCUAGAUAAAGGUGCGUUGGCAUAUUUUAAUAAAAUCUUAUCUUUAAAACAUAAACAAAAAGAUUUCUUCCCAAAAUGAAAUUUGUAUAGAAAAUAAUGCGUUACCAAUUAAAAAAUUUAAUCUCAAUUACAAUUUAAAUAAUUCAAAUAUCUAAAUUAAAAACAAUAAAUUUUAUAAUUGAAAACCAAAAAUAUAUAUUAUAUUCCUUGAUAACCAGAAAUUUCACGAGUUACCUAUAAAAAUAUUUCUUUGGUUAGCUUCGUGUUCUUAGUCCAAUGGAUUUAAUUUAAAAAAGAAAAAAAAACAGUACUAUUUUAUCAUUUUAUUUUACUUUGGGACAAUUAAGAUCUAUAGAAGCAGACCUAUCUUCCCGUCGUCUCUACAAAGUCUGGAGUCUUAAAUCUUACAGAACGCUUUAAAACGACAGCUCAAUUUUUACUGCGAAAGGUAUACUUGAUUUUAUUGACAAGCUAGUGUUAAUUCCAAAAAGUAUAGGUACCAAUAUUGUGUCCUGUGGUAAGCGAAGAAUUCGCUUAAAUCUGCUUGUAAAAAGUUGAAAGCUACCUGAAUAAGCCGUAGUAAAAUUAAAGUCAAGUGGUCAAAUAUUUUAUUGAAAAUUAAUUAAUUUUAUUAUUUAACUUUAACUUAUAUUUGUUGGUUUUUACUCAUACCAAUUUAAUACAAUUUUAUUUUAUUAAUAUUUUUGUUUUAAUAUGAAAUCAAUUAAAUACAUUUUUCUAUUUUAAUUUUUAUAUAAAUUAUAAAUUCAUGUCUUGAUUUUGAGGCUAUUCUGUCAAAAAUCUUGUCAGUUUGUUGGCAACAACCUUCUUUUCAAUUUUUUAAAUGGAAGCAAAAGGUUAAAUAAAAAUUUAAAUCCAAAACGUUCGUUGCAGCAAAAUACUCGUUCAAAUGCUCUUCCUUAUUUUAAAACCCUUAAAAGAAGAAAAACAAAAAAACUUUUACCUAAAUCAAAUAUCGUAAAAUAUUACCUUCAAAAUAAAUCAAAUUUUAUAAUAAAUA
Messenger RNA from Eupeodes corollae, 2647 nucleotides. Its product is annotated as frequenin-1. Gene Ontology annotation, molecular function: calcium sensitive guanylate cyclase activator activity; calcium ion binding. NCBI's taxonomy places the organism in Eukaryota, Metazoa, Arthropoda, Insecta, Diptera, Syrphidae. The record is from RefSeq and is a predicted model, not a curated record. The transcript is spliced from 8 exons. The coding region runs from base 499 to 1062 and encodes 187 amino acids.